Myzus persicae (green peach aphid) is the source of this 3899-nucleotide messenger RNA. RefSeq names its product wolframin (gene wfs1). Gene Ontology annotation, cellular component: endoplasmic reticulum membrane. Gene Ontology annotation, biological process: endoplasmic reticulum unfolded protein response; calcium ion homeostasis. The record is from RefSeq and is a predicted model, not a curated record. Lineage: Eukaryota; Metazoa; Arthropoda; Insecta; Hemiptera; Aphididae. The transcript has 11 exons. Gene Ontology annotation, molecular function: protein binding. The coding region runs from base 1360 to 3852 and encodes 830 amino acids.
AGAACCUAGGUAGUAAUGUAGUAUAUUGUAAUAAUGUAUAUACCUAAUACACUAUACAUACAUAUAUAUAUAAUAUAAAGUAUUGUCUGGAUAAUCCGAAAGAUUAUGGGGAAAGGGGUCGUUCGGAUUACCUAUGGCUUAAAAAAAAACAUCAGUUUUAUUGUAAUUUAAAUUAUGAAAUUUUAUUUUCAUCUGCAUUAAUCAUGUAAAAACUCAUAAUUUCAAAAGACAAUGAAUAUAUAAAAAUAUUAAUAAUUAUAAUAAACAUAAUCGAAAAUUUUAUUACCGGAAAAUAUUAUUUAUAAAUACAUAUGUGCAUAUUAGAUAAGAUAAGAUAAUUCUCCAUUCGGAUUUACGCGUCUUUCGGAUUAGCCUGUGUUCGAAUUAUCGAGACCCUACUGUAUAUAUAAUAAUUAAUAAGUAAUACCUUAUGGGUACCUACAUAAAUAGUAUAGUAAUAUAGUAUACCCACUUGUCAAAGAAAUUUUCAAUCAGCCAUUCAAAGUUUUAAAAACUCAAUUUCAUUUUUAGGUAACAAAAAAAUACGAUUUCUCUUAAUAAUUGUUUUUUUAAUUCUGCAACUAAAUGAACAUAAUAUUAUAGUCGUUUUUUAAGCCAUUUUUGUGUUAGCUGCAAUGUAAAAUUACUGACUGUUGACUAAUGAGUCAUUAUGUAGCCAUGUAAGUACCAAAAUUGGUACACAAAGUGGUUAUAGUCACGAAUUAAGAUAUAUAUAUAUCUUAAUUCGUGGUUAUAGUCCAUGGUAUUUUCUGUCUAUUGUCGUUUUCGAUCAAUUAGCCCCUCACGAACAACUGGACGUGAUUGCGACUUCUGCGGUAUCAACGAGGGGGUCUGUCUGUAGAUAUAACACAGCGUAAAGUGUAAAUAUCAACGAUGACAGUAUCAACUUACUAUCUCGAGUACAUUUUCGCUUUCAAUUUACAUAUUAUGAUACAUAUAUAAAUAACGUUAAAUGCCGUAAAAGGUUAUUUUCGGGGUCCUGGGGGUCGAAGAUCAACGGUUCGCCGCCGAGUGUUUUAUUUGGCAACGAUCCGAUUAACGGCCGUGAGUUGUCGUCUGAUAAACCGCACGGAGACAGAAUUAUUACAUUCCACGAAGUACGAAAUUUAAUACGCGAUUCGCUUUUCGGUCUUGGGUUUUCGACGUCGGACAACCAUAAAAUAAUAACCGAUACACUGUUUAUAGCUAUUUUUACCGACACCAUUCGCCGCUCGAUCGGCACCGCCUCGAGAUGUCACGUGCUCCGUUACCUUAAACCCCUAAUAUUGUUUGGCCGGAACGAAAGGUGUUUUGUUUUUAAUUUCUUGGAGAUCCGUGCUCUUCAAACUGGCCGAGGAUAUGGCCGAUCCCAUAAUCGGGCAGAAGUCGACGCGAAGGAAACAGUGGACCUUACUGAGUAAGGAUCGAACCCAGAGUCGAUACAACCGUUUUGGAAGUUUCUUGGCGGAAGAUGGAUGGCCCGAUUCACAAGUCGAUUUGGCCAAACAGUUGCUGAAUGAGAACUGUGAAGAUGAAAAAGACCAAGAAGAAAAUGCUAGUUUAGGUGUUUAUUGGCUCAUCAAGGCUUCUUCGCAAGGACAUAAAGAGGCAACUGAACUUUUAAGAGAAUGUCUUGACACAGGAAAAGGUAUCACUGAACACAAUUGGCUGGAUGUUAAAGUUUGUCUGGAAACUUCUCAAGAGGAUAAAAUCAUUCAAAAAACAGCACAUGAAAUAUUUGAUAGGAUGUCAGCUGGUGAAGACUUUAUAACUAGUGACCAAUUGAAAGAUGAAUUAAAUCAAGCAUGUAGCACCAAAUCCAUUAGCUCAGACAUCAUUAAAGUAGAUGAAAACUCUAAAGAAUACAAACGUUUAAAAUCAUCGCGGCAAGACUGGAAAUCCAGAAUAAAUGAAUCUGGAGAAAAACUUACUGAAGAUGUAUUAGUGAAUGCUGCUAAAGAUUUUUCACGUGGGCAAAUGCCCCUUGUGCAAAAAAUGCUUACCAUUGAAGAAAACAAAAAUGCCAUAUCUACUACUUGUGACUUAUUUCUCCAGCCAGUGUACAUUAUUCACAAUUAUAAUCUUUGCCUUCAAGAGAGAUUGAAUAAAAGAUUUUCCAAGUUGUCAUUAAAUCCAUUCUCAUAUUUUCACGCUCCAACAUUGAUAACUACACUUCUCUGCUUUAUAUUGGGCUUGGAUGGUAUUCGUUUGUUGAUUCCUUAUAUUCUAUUUUAUGGAUCAUUGCUUGCAAUGGUGGUUGCCACAGUAUGUGCAUUAUGUGCAAAAAGAGAUUAUGGACGAUUUCGCCGAUGGUCAAAUUUAUUCAUCACAUACAGUGGUGGUUGUCUUAGUGCUCAAGAAGCUGAAUAUCAACAUUUGAUGAACACUCUUAAGCCAUAUGUUUUCUUUUUUGCAUCAUUAGGAGCUCACUUAUUUAUGAAGACUGUAAUUGAUUCAGAUACCAUGUUUCAAUCUGAAUUAACCAUUGUAUCAAUUUGCUUAACGUUUUAUACGCUUUAUUCUUUUUCGUUAUCUGGCCCAAAAUUGGGCAAAACCAAAAACAUAGAUCUGAUUGCGCUGUUAUCGUUUUGUGUCAAUGUGCUAGCAAAAUAUCCAUAUGAAACUGAUACAGUAGUAAGCAAAGGCUGGAGAUUUCUUGAUUUACAUGUACCGACUUUUGCAUCACAUGUCAUUGGAAAUGGUGUAGAAUUUUGUCUCAACUUUAGAGCGUUAUUUUAUUUAAUAUUACCAGCUAUUAUGGUUAAAAUGGCGGCACGUAAUAAUUGGAGAGGAAUUUAUACAGACUUAAUACCACAUUGCAUGACACUUUCGUGGUGGCAGAUGGCUCUAGUUGCUUCUCAAGAAUCGACAUGGUAUGGGCUUGUUCGUAGUAUAUUAGCCUUAGUCUGUGUGUUUAUACUGUUUCCAAUUACUGGUAUUUUUUUGCCAUUUGUCACUAUUGGCAACGACUUUGAGACAAUAUAUCAGAUUAUUCAACUGCCCGUUGUUCUAAUAUUUAUGUGGAUUUUACAUAUAGUUUUGCAAUAUUUCAAACGUAAAGGCUUUCGCACAGAUUCGUUUUAUACAUAUUUGCAGGUUCUUAUAGUUUUAAUUGGUACAACAAUAUGUGUUUUUAACAACUAUGAGCGUUUACAACAAUGGAUUGAGCCGCCUGUUGACAAUCACUUGACAUAUAAUGAUUUCUCAGAAUUUUGUAAUAAAGAUAUUGGUAAAAAUUCUCAAGAGACCACUGUGAUGGCUGAUAUUGACUGUUCGCAAUUAAUUGGUCAAAAUGUGCAAUGGGAUGGCUACAUAAAAUCCAGCAAAGUUGUUUCAGUAUACAAUCCUAUUUUAGCUGUAUUAAGCUUCUUCCCAAAAAUUAUAUCGAAUCCAUUGACUUGUCUGCUGGGUAAACGUUUAUCUACAUGUUCAGACAGUUAUGGUUGUAACGUGAGCUCAAAGUUAUCUGACCUUUGCCACUUAUCUGAAUGGAAUCGUUAUACAUAUGAAAUAGAAAUAAAAAUGAGUAAUGAAGGUGUAUGGGGCAACACUGGUGAUAUAACAACACUGCUGACCAAUAGUCAAGAUAUCAUAAUGGACAAUGCAACAAAAAGUUUAAGAGAAAAUGACCAUGUAUGGUUUUCAGGUCAGUUGUCCGGUAACAAAUUUGGUAUAUUAACAGCCAAAAAUCCAUUUGUACAAGCAUCUUCUGUUGGGUGUUUGACAUGUUCAAAGAUUCAAGUCAUCAACAACAACAACAACGUUAGACAAAAAUCAUUUGAUGACGAAUUUUUCAAAUGUGCCAAAAGACUGUUUCAAUUCAUUUUAUAUCCAAUUGUAUUAUUUAAAUGAUCUUCACAAAAAAAAAAAUAAUCCUACUAAAAUUAGUUAUCAUUAAU